Messenger RNA from Medioppia subpectinata, 633 nucleotides. The record is from the annotation of a GenBank genome assembly. NCBI's taxonomy places the organism in Eukaryota, Metazoa, Arthropoda, Arachnida, Sarcoptiformes, Oppiidae.
AUGGCAUUCAUUGAGCAGUUGUCCGGACCUGAGAUCGGCUUUAAUUGCUAUAAUAUAUUCCCAUUGAAUAGCUAUGAGUUAUACCAUAUUGAUGUGAACACGAGUUCGGGUUCAGUGAGGGGUCAGACACUCCAUGUCUUGAAUCGCAAAAUACAUCAAUUCUUGAAUAUNGAGUUCGGGUUCAGUGAGGGGUCAGACACUCCAUGCCCACUCAGGUUCGCCCCACCCCUACCCCUCAGAGCACCCAAACAGGGUAUAAUAGACGGCACAAAACCCGGUAAUUAUUGCAUUCAAAAGAUACCAAAGUUUAUGGUUUUGACGGGAAAUGAAAUAUUAAGUGAAGACUGUUUGGUAUUGAAUAUAUGGACACCAAAUGUGAACAAUAGUAAAGAUAGUCAACAGAAAACAGGUCUCAAAGCAGUCAUGUUUUGGAUAUAUGGCGGAGGACUGAGUAUGGGAUCAAUAUUUAUGGACCAAUACAACGGCAGUAUUUUGUCAACCAAUGAUGUGGUUGUGGUUACCGUUAACUAUAGGGUCGGGCCGUUGGGGUUCCUCUACGGCGGCGAUCAGACAGCGCCCGGAAAUGUGGGCUUUUAUGACCAGUUAUUGGCACUCAAAUGGGUAUUCAUUUAA